CUAAUUAGCACUAUGACAACAAUAACGCGCACAUUUAAAAACAGUUUUCGAUGAAGGAAAGCAUAUAUAAUUUAAUACCUUUAGAACAGCCACCUAAAGCUUCCUUACCAAGAUAUAAAUCAUGUAGCCAGAGAGAAGUAAUAUCCUUAUUUAACAUUAAAAAGUUUCCUUGUAAAACUAUGGGAGUCCCAAAAGUUAAUCCACCAAAUCCGCAAUGCUAUCUUAAGAUGAGGCACUCAGCGCCUGAAUUAUUUCGUAAAAACGACGAGCCGUUGAAGGGCAGCUAUCGUAAAUGUAACCUCUCAGCUAAAAGAGAACCCCUACCGUCUCUUAAAUCUAAAGCAAUAAACGUCGUUUCAUGCAAAGAUUUUAUCAAAAAGAAUAUAAGAAUGAUAGAAGCGUCAGUGCCUUCAAAACCUAAACCGUUUGUGGUAGAUACGAGGACAGGCCAUAAGUUUGAUUUCAAGUGUUCUGGUCUUGAGCCUUUUUAUAUUAAGCGUAAGGAUUUUGGUGAAUUGCCGAAAUAUCUAUCUGAGCGUGAGAAAGCCGCUUCUGAAGCUCAAAAGAACUAUGAAGAAUACAUUAAACAACUUAAGGAGAAAAAUGCUCUGAUGGUUAUCACAAAAGAUGAGAAAAAGUCUUUAAUUGAUCAACUAAAAGACAAGUGGCAGCAAAGAUAUAGACAGUAUCAAUCUUUAUCCGUUAUGAUUGACACUCCCCCAAAAAUGCACCACAAAUUAUGGCUUGAAAAAGAAAUGGAAGAAAUAGAAAAAGACAUAAACCUCCUGGAAGGAUACGAUUAUAUUUAUGUUGCCAAAUAAAUGUCAUAUUAAACAUUUAUAAUAAAAAGUGCCUACAUACGAUUGUUGCACAAAUACUCACACUGGCUAGUGUACUGAUUUCUCAUAUUUCCUAUUCUGAAGAAAACACACUAUUUUUUCUUCAUUUGAACUCUGUAACAACUUAUCCCCAAAUUUAUUUCAGAAAUACUAUGGUAUCCAGAAAGGUGCAUUUACAGUUUUCACAUGCACCUACAAAUUUCUCUUUCACUUUGUUUUGCAAUAUUUUUCCUCACUCUUUGUAGGUAUGUGAUUUAGAUUACGAUAUUGCUCACAAUCAAAAAUUUACAGUUUUGUGAUUGGAA
Schistosoma bovis is the source of this 1144-nucleotide messenger RNA. The record is from the annotation of a GenBank genome assembly. NCBI's taxonomy places the organism in Eukaryota, Metazoa, Platyhelminthes, Trematoda, Strigeidida, Schistosomatidae.